GCGGGCCGGCCGUCAGGACUGAACAAUCUUUGUUUUACUAUGACCAUUUCCUUGGCCUCUCUCUUUACUUAACCUCCUUCACGCCGAAACCAAAACAGAACAAAGGCGCACACGCAUGAACAAAACACAAAACUCAAGCCUCCGAGAGAAGCAAAAGAGGAAAGACAGAAGCUUGUAAUAUGUAUUAAUGCAACAUCGUCUGCACUCAAUCUCUUUGCUUCAUCACAAAAACUAAGGGAGAAAAGAAAAGAAGGUUCCUUUGCUUGAAGAAAAACGAUCCCUUUCUUGAGAAGAAAUAAACAAGAGAGCUUGAUCAAGGGGAUUCCUGGCUUGGCUUAUAAAAUCUGAUUGUUGAGUGUAGCUGUAUCUGAGAAUGGGGGAUCAUUUUGUAUUACUAGUGGACCGCUUGCUGACAGAAUCCACGUUGGAAGCCGCAAUUGAAAGCAGGAACAAAUCUUUGCAGGCCACUGCAUCAGCAGUUGAUGACACAGAAGCUGUCAAUUCUUCUCCAAAGGUGGAUUUAUCGUCACCAAGGAAAAUUGUGGAAUGCAGGAUAUGCCAAGAUGAGGAUGAAGAUUCAAAUAUGGAGACUCCUUGUUCUUGUUGUGGCAGCUUGAAGUAUGCUCAUCGCAGAUGUGUACAAAGAUGGUGCAAUGAGAAGGGCAACACAACCUGUGAAAUAUGCCAUCAGCAUUUCAAGCCAGGCUAUACUGCACCACCUCCCUUGUUUCAAAUUGGGAGUAUACCGAUGAAUUUGAGGGGAAACUGGGAAAUUUCCAGGAGGGAGUUAAACAGUUCUCGCUUUAUAGCAGUGGUCUCAACCGAUCGAAGCUUACUGGAUUCUGGCUAUGAUGAAUAUUCAGUUUCCAAUACAAGAAGCUUUAUAUGUUACCGUACGGUAGCAAUAAUUUUCAUGCUUCUUUUGAUUUUGCGACAUACACUUCCUGUCAUGCUAAGCCGAAUGAAUGGGUAUUCUUUUCUAUUGUUUAUGUUGUUAGUACUUCGGAUUGUUGGAAUUGUCCUACCACUCUAUGUCCUGGUGAAAGCAGUGACUGGCUUUUAUCGUCGCCGGCAGCAACAGGAGACUCCAGCUUCAUUAUUUACUCAAUCAGAUGAAGAAACUGAGCAUUCUAGCAUGCAACCUCAGUCUCACACAAUUAAUGUCCGUUGAAAGCAACAUAGGUGAACGAAAAGUUAUCAACUGUUAUUGAGCAGAACACGCCUAUCUUUCUAUCCGUUUUAUGUUUCAAGGUAAAUUAAUAUAUUUUCAUUAUUAGCCACCUUCAAGUGGUAAAAGAGUAAAAAACUGGAAGGUGUGGAUCUCUGCUGAUACUACAGGACUUGUAGUUUGACAAUGAAUUGUAUUAGCUCUUCAUUGACAAAAGUACUGUCUUAGCUAUACAACAUGUUUUGCAAAUUGUCUUAGAAGAACUGUACAGUUUGGGGAUGAUCCCACUUGUAUAUAGUCAAAGAAAAUAUACAUGCAAGCAAAAAAAUCCUAAGAGUGCACUUGUAUAUAUGAACCAAUCUGCAGUAUACGCAAGGAACAUCAGCAAUACAAGUGAAUAUAAUUAUACA
Theobroma umbraticum is the source of this 1578-nucleotide messenger RNA. Its product is annotated as RING/FYVE/PHD zinc finger superfamily protein. NCBI's taxonomy places the organism in Eukaryota, Viridiplantae, Streptophyta, Magnoliopsida, Malvales, Malvaceae. The record is from RefSeq and is a predicted model, not a curated record. Gene Ontology annotation, biological process: protein ubiquitination. Gene Ontology annotation, molecular function: ubiquitin-protein transferase activity; zinc ion binding. Gene Ontology annotation, cellular component: membrane.